ACCCAUAGACAAUUACACUGAUUAUCGCAAUCGAUAUGCACGAAUGCUUCCUUAAUUUGAGGAAACAAUAAAAAAUAAUUACUCGCACUACUCAGUAGUACCAUGAUUUGCCACCCUUCCAACAGUUGUUAUCGAAAACUCACCGUUACCACCAGAUAUGCGUUUCGCAUUCAUACUGAUACUUCACGUAGUGCUCAACACUCUCGCCAGCAACACCACGUGGUACGCGGGAUUUCUAGAUAAACGUCCCUUCACAGUUCAUACGACUAGAUUCCUAUGCACUGGUCAGCCCGACUACAUCAUUGUGGAACUUUGUAAGCUGAAACUGCGCCGAAACAAACCAUCCUCUCUGUCUUUCCGAGGGACUUUUGUAAAACCUUUCGAACCCAUUUUCGGAUCCAUGAAAAUAUGGUACAAGGGCAAUGUGAACGUUUGGCUGCCUCUGCUGGGGAUCGAUGAAUGGGGCGAUAUUUGUGCCUUUCUAAGUUCGAAACCCGAGCAGUUGACCAUGAUGCAACAACUUUAUCGUCGAUAUUUGAAGGACAUUUUGCCAAAUUACGACUUCCGGUGUCCAAUUCAGGGAACAAUGGAAUUUUUGGAUUUCAGUUUCGAGGACUACAUGUUUCCUCCGUUUCUACCAGCAGGGAGCUACCGAAACGAUAUAUUAUUUUUCACAGAACACAAUCUGUCAGUUUUCAAAUUUCAAUUCUACGGAACCGUGCGAGCAAAGGGAUUGGCAGAUUUGAGUAUGGGUUAGGUUUUUUUUAACAAUGUUUUAAAGAAUAUCUGCGAGAGCAAGAACACCGAUAAUUAUGUGGAUUAGGGCGA
Molecule: messenger RNA, 828 nt
Organism: Aedes aegypti (yellow fever mosquito)
Lineage: Eukaryota; Metazoa; Arthropoda; Insecta; Diptera; Culicidae
Exons: 2
Coding region: 158-757 (199 amino acids)
Source: RefSeq, a predicted model, not a curated record